CCAACACUCGCCGCCGUCUCGUCUCUACUUCGUCCCCAAGAAGAAGGCACCAGCAGGAGCACAAAGCCCUUCCACGAUUUCGAUUUCGAGCGAAGAAACAGAGAGAAAGAAGGCUCCGUUCCUGCUUCGAUCCCGCUUCCACCGCCGGCGACGAGAUGUUUCUCACGAGGACGGAGUACGACCGCGGGGUGAACACCUUCUCCCCGGAGGGGCGGCUGUUCCAGGUCGAGUACGCCAUUGAGGCCAUCAAGUUGGGCUCGACCGCCAUCGGGUUGAAGACUAAGGAGGGUGUUGUCCUGGCUGUCGAGAAACGUGUCACCUCACCGCUGCUCGAACCAAGCAGUGUGGAGAAAAUCAUGGAAAUUGAUGAGCAUGUAGGCUGUGCCAUGAGUGGCCUUAUUGCUGAUGCUAGAACACUGGUUGAGCAUGCUCGUGUUGAGACCCAGAAUCAUAGGUUCUCAUAUGGGGAGCCAAUGACAGUAGAAUCUACCACGCAAGCUAUCUGCGACUUGGCUUUGCGCUUUGGCGAAGGUGAAGAAGAGUCGAUGUCACGACCUUUCGGAGUCUCUCUCCUUAUUGCUGGUCAUGAUGAAAACGGACCCAGCUUGUACUACACAGACCCAUCUGGGACCUUCUGGCAAUGCAACGCCAAGGCAAUUGGAUCAGGUUCUGAAGGAGCUGAUAGCUCACUACAAGAGCAGUACAACAAGGAACUGACCAUUGCUGAGGCAGAGACCAUUGCUCUUUCUAUCCUGAAGCAGGUUAUGGAAGAAAAGGUGACCCCAAACAACGUUGACAUAGCAAAGGUGUCCCCCAGCUACCACCUCUACACCCCUGCAGAGGUCGAAGCGGUCAUUGCGCGGUUGUGAAGCAUUUGCCACUUUGUGAAACAGUCUCUUGCUAUUCCCAUGAACCCUAAAGCACGAUGAACUGUUGAUGUGGGUUUUCUGCCUAUUCCUGUCAUAAUUAUCGUUCUUUAAGAAUUAUUAGUGCCUGCAUCUGAUUUCUGAUCUCCCAGUCCAGACUCUUUUUUUCUGUUUCCAGUAGCAUUAAGACAUUGUACCACCAAAACGAGUUACACAUAUUUUUCAAACAGGCGCAGUCUGAACUUA
Lolium perenne is the source of this 1112-nucleotide messenger RNA. Its product is annotated as proteasome subunit alpha type-5. Gene Ontology annotation, cellular component: proteasome core complex, alpha-subunit complex; proteasome core complex. NCBI's taxonomy places the organism in Eukaryota, Viridiplantae, Streptophyta, Magnoliopsida, Poales, Poaceae. The record is from RefSeq and is a predicted model, not a curated record. Gene Ontology annotation, biological process: proteasome-mediated ubiquitin-dependent protein catabolic process.